Molecule: messenger RNA, 3303 nt
Organism: Colletotrichum abscissum
Lineage: Eukaryota; Fungi; Ascomycota; Sordariomycetes; Glomerellales; Glomerellaceae
Exons: 4
Coding region: 1-3303 (1100 amino acids)
Biological process (GO): amino acid activation for nonribosomal peptide biosynthetic process; secondary metabolite biosynthetic process
Cellular component (GO): cytoplasm
Molecular function (GO): phosphopantetheine binding
Source: RefSeq, a predicted model, not a curated record
AUGAUGUCUCUCGAGGAGGAGCUGAAGAUCCGCCACGAUUGCCGGCCUGGACUUUCCCUCGCUGACUUCGAAUUUGGAUCGGUACAUCAGCUCUUCCGCCGUCAGGCUAGCAGGACACCAAAUCUUCCUGCAAUUGAGGGCACCGGAGAAUACGUGCUGACCUACCGCGAACUGGACUUCAUGUCUGACCUAAUGGCCAGAGACCUGGGCCUUCGCCUUUCGGGCGUUGCCCCGUAUCCACUCAAUACCGGCUUGGUCAUGGACUGCGGCGUUGUCGUAGGAAUCAUGCUGGAGAGGUCACCUGCUAUCGUGGCUGCAGUUUUGUCGUGCUGGAAAGCUGGAUUUGCCGUUGUUCUAGUUGAUCCCAACCAGCCCAAGUCAAGGAAUGGUCACAUCAUUGAGGAUUGCGGUUGCAGUCUCCUAAUCGUGGACAAGUCGCAACGUGAGAAUGCUGCCUCUUGGGAAGCCCUCACAUGGCAUUAUGCUGGAAGAACACGGGCUUCGAGGUCUUUGCUCUUCUUCAACCCCAUUUCUUCUGCGUCUGGCACUGCCAUCUGGACGAUUUUGACCAAUGGAGGGUGCCUCUUCAUUCCUCCCCAAGAUGAGAUCACCUCAGACCUUGCGAACUGCAUCAACCGUUAUCGGAUUGACGAUAUGUGCAUCACCCCCUCGUCUAUCUCACUCAUCAACCCAAGCCAGGUUCCUAGUCUUAAGACUGUCUCUCUUGUUGGGGAAGCCGCCUCAUGUACUGUCACGGGAACAUGGAGCCCUUAUGUUUCUUUACGCAUAGGCUACGGCGCCACGGAAAUGAACUCUCACUGUCUGCCUUUUCAUGACGAGCCCACCGGAACUCUGCCGCCCUAUCAUUCACUUCCCAGCUCUGAUUACUCUCUCUACAUCCUUCGACCGGGUACUAUAGAGCUCUGCCCGCUUUACACUCCAGGAGAAAUAUGCCUCAGCUCAACAUGGAUGAGUUCGGGGUAUAUCAACAGACCCGGUGCAACCUCACAGGUCUUUUUGCCUCAUCCAUUCCCAGGAGACGCGGGUCACACCUAUAUCUACAGGACUGGAGACCUGGGUAUCUUUGUUGGUGACCAGGCCUUCGUCUUACUAGGCCGAGUUGACUUUCAAUUCAAGAUAGACGGUAACCGCGUACAGCCGGAGGAGGUCGAGUACAUCAUCAGUCAGAUACCGCACGUGAUCAGAUGCAGGGUCAUACUUAUCGAGCCGUCUGUAAGACGUCCGGUCAUUACGUGCUGUGUGGUUCUGACUGAUAUCCUGACUGCCGAUAUUGAUGCCGAUAGCUUUUGGGCUGACUUCAUUUGCAAGGCCGAAGUGGCUUGUUCUGAUCAUUUACCGGCGUACAUGAAGCCACAUAGAUGGCUGCGCUUUAAGAAGUUCCCCGAAACUGCCACGGCGAAGACAGACACAGCCGCUUUGACCAGGGCUGCUAAAAGUCUCAUCGACAGCGGAAGCCUGGUCAUGACAGAUGGCUAUCUGCAGAAAGAUUCGAAAUUUAUCCUUGGCAACGGCAGAAUAUUUCUGGACUUGGCCACAGAAAUCCUGGCUGGCUCAGACUGUGAUGCAAUCUCCCUGGAAGACUCUCAAAGUAUUCAGGCUCGGUCUUUCAUCGAAAAUGGAGGCACGUCCUUGCUGUCUCUCCAACUCAGGGCUCAACUGCGUAAACGAGAGAUAGAUCUACCCAUGGCUACGCUCUACAGUACGCGAAGUCUUGCAGACGUGGCUCUAACGCUCUCUGCUAAGGAGGAAGACGCCUUUGAAUCGAUCUUGAUCAAAUCCGUCAAACCAGUUCCAAGCGCAACAAAUGGCCUGCUGCGGAGAAUGGCCUUAGAUACCGAGUGCGGUUCUGAGAGCUUCGAAGCCGUAUUUCCGAGCACUAUCCUACAACGAGAGAUGUUCGUGACCAGCAUACUGGAACCCAAAUCAUGGAUGUUCUAUCAGUUCUUCGACCUCUCCCAGUCCGACUGCACCGAAGCCCAACUUCUGGAAGGAAUCCGUCUGUUGGUGUCGAAGAAACAGAAUUUAAGGACCGUAUUUUCUCUUCUAGACGUGUCGGUCAACCCAAAGACAAUCGAAACCCCUGACAGCGCCUUCGACCUGAUCAAGAAUGCCGAAUUCGUUCAGGCUGUGCUCAAGCCAUCCGAGUUGAAAAUUGACCUCUCCCAAGACACCGAGAUCGUAGACCCCGACAUUCAUCGCAUCAGAGAUUCGAUGAGGCCCUGGUCAUUCCUUCGACCGCUCUGGAGAGUAGCAUUCUUGUCGAAUCCGCGGCUUCUCGCAUGGACUUUUCACCACUCAAUUGUCGACGCAUGGGUGGCACGUAAUAUUGCAGAAGACCUUCACGCAAUUCUUGCGUCCAUAAUCCAGAGAGACAGCUGCCAGGGAGGAUGGCAGCGCUUCUUGACCGAGGCGUGCGAGAAUGCGGCGAGGCCGUCGAUGGAGCAGUGGGCGCUCAAAACAUACGGCGUUGAUGGCUUAGGCAGUUCCCCAGAUUCUGUAUUACAGAAGCACAUGAGAAUCUGGGAAGACUUCAUGACCGGGGCACGAGCAACUCCGAUACCUGAUGAAGGGAAGCUUCCCCCUCAAGCCCUCCCAGCCCCUCCUCUCUUCAAGAGAAUUGAUUCACUCCCGUACGGCGCCUGGUGCCGGAGUCACCAUAUCACACCUGCUGCGCUGAUCCACGCCGCAACCUCUCUGACAAUAGCCCGUGUGUUGAAAUGGUGGCGACCGGGAGGGCCGCAAGAAAUGCCGGAAGAGGUGGUUUACUAUCGACUCAGUGCCAACCGCGCCGACAUCGAAGAUGCAUCUGAGAUGGAGGGGGCCCUAAUAUCCAUCAGCCCUAUCCGAGUCCCUGUCCCCGCCGAGGCCGACAUUGUGGAUAUCUCGCGGCGCGCCUUCAGCAACUGGCUGACGACACAGGAAUCGGAUCCGUAUUACCAGGACGGGUAUCUCGUUGCCACGGGUCCCGAGGCGACGGCGAGGCAGCGGCGUUGGGGUAACGUGCUUCUCAAUCAUAUUGUCAACCAAAAAGAAGAAAGGCAGUCUGCGGCCGCUCUACGGGGGGUUGUCGAGGAUCGAUGCGGUUAUGCAAUGGUCUGGCCGUUCGCGGCGUUGGAGAUGACGGUUGUAGAGACGGAUUCGUCAAAGGCUGACAGUCUCCAGUUGUGUAUUCUUUCCACACUGAACCAACGGGAUACUGAGGAGUUUAUGGAUAUCUUUGCUAGGAUUCUCGAAGGAGCAUACGAUGUCCAGCAGAGCUUACCUAACCAACGCGAAAAUUAA